UAGUUGGGAUUUCAUAUAUGCUGAAUAUAUCAUGGAAGCUGGGAAUCACCAUAGAGCUAUUGUCUGGCAGAUAGCUGAAGAUUACUCUCACUGUGAUCUGCUACUCCGGCUUCCUGGAUAUUGUCCUAUGCCGGCAUUCAGGGAUCUUAUUGAUGUUCCGUUAGUUGUUAGAAGAUUACGCAAAUCAAGAUCUGAGGUAAGAAAAGAACUUGGAAUUGGAGAUGAUGUCAAAGUGCUUAUUUUUAACUUUGGCGGACAGCCAGCAGGAUGGAAUCUUAAGCAAGACUGGCUUCCUGAUGGUUGGUUUUGUCUGGUUUGUGGUGCAUCUGACAAUCAAGAACUUCCACCAAACUAUGUAAAGCUUGCAAAAGAUGUAUAUACACCAGACUUUAUUGCUGCUUCUGACUGCAUGCUUGGAAAAGUUGGAUAUGGCACUGUCAGUGAAUCUUUGGCAUACAAAGUGCCAUUUGUUUUUGUACGUAGGGAUUAUUUCAAUGAAGAACCAUUCUUGCGCAAUAUGCUUGAGCAUUACCAGGGUGGUGUGGAGAUGAUUAGGAGGGAUUUACUCACUGGCCGAUGGGCUCCAUAUCUUGAGCGUGCACUCACUCUUAAGCCAUGCUAUGAGAGAGGCAUUGAUGGUGGUGAGAUCAUAGCUGGCUUACUGCAGCAUACUGCUAAAGGAAAAUAUUUUGUUUCUCAUCAGUUGAGUGGAGCAAGGAGAUUGCGGGAUGCCAUAGUUCUUGGAUAUCAGUUACAAAGAGUUCCAGGGAGAGAUAUGACAGUACCUGAUUGGUAUUCUUUGGCUGAGAAUGAAAUUGGUUUUCAGCCAGCGGCAUCAAAUGCAGAUAUGAAUGUUAAAAUUCUUUCAAAAUUAUGCUUUGAGGAGUUUGAAAUACUUCAUGGAGAGUUUCAUGGUUUGCCUGAUACGGUUGCUUUUAUAAAGAGCUUAUCUGGACUUGCUAAAAUAGCUGACUCAAGUCCUCAAAAGUGCCCAAUGCGAGAGCAUGUUGCUGCUUCAGCACUCUUUGACUGGGAGGAGGAGAUUUAUGUUGCAAGAGCACCUGGGAGGUUGGAUGUGAUGGGAGGAAUUGCAGAUUAUUCAGGGAGCCUUGUCUUACAGAUGCCUAUCAAAGAAGCCUGCCAUGUUGCUGUGCAAAAGAACCAUCCUAGGAAGCAGAAACUCUGGAAACAUGCUCAAGCACGGCAGCAGGCAAAAGGACUAGGGUCUAUUGCUGUGCUGCAAAUUGUGUCAUUUGGUUCAGAGUUGAGCAAUCGUGCACCGACCUUUGACAUUGACCUCUCCGAUUUAAUGGAUGGAGAACAACCUAUGUCAUAUGAAAAGGCUCGCCAAUUGUUUUCACAAGAUCCUUCUCAGAAGUGGGCAGCAUAUGCUGCUGGAACAGUUCUAGUCUUGAUGGCUGAGCUUGGUGUUAGAUUUACACAAAGUAUAAGCAUACUGGUUUCUUCUGCUGUUCCGGAAGGCAAGGGCGUCUCCUCUUCUGCUGCAGUUGAAGUGGCUACUAUGUGUGCAAUUGCUGCAGCUCAUGAUCUGAGAAUUGAACCAAGGGAUAUCGCAUUACUUUGUCAAAAGGUUGAAAAUCAUGUUGUUGGAGCUCCCUGUGGAGUGAUGGACCAAAUGACAUCUGCAUGUGGGGAAGCAAACAAACUGCUAGCCAUGGUUUGCCAGCCUGCAGAAGUAAAGGAACUUGUCCCUAUUCCAUCUCACAUAAGAUUCUGGGGUCUUGAUUCUGGUAUCCGUCACAGUGUUGGUGGAACUGACUAUGGAUCUGUUAGAAUAGGUGCCUUUAUGGGGCGCAGGAUGAUCAAGUCUGAAGCCUCUUCUUUGCUGUCAGACUCUCUAGGGGGUAUCGAGCCUCAACAAGUUGGUAAAAUGACUCCUGAUGACUCUGAUGAAGGACAUGGAAUUGAGAUACUUAAAACUGAAGCAUUAUUGGAUUAUUUGUGCAAUAUAUCGACACACCGAUAUGAAUGCCUGUACACAAAGAAACUUCCAGAAUGCAUAAGUGGAGAGGAAUUCUUGACAAAAUAUUUGGAUCACAAUGAUGUAGUAACCAUUAUUGAUCCCAAGCGCACUUAUGCAAUCAAGGCUCCUACUAAACAUCCAAUUUAUGAGAAUUUCCGUGUUGAGGCCUUUAAAGCCUUGCUAACUGCAGCCCAAACUGAUGAACAACUUUGUUCCCUUGGGGAACUGAUGUAUCAGUGUCAUUACAGCUACAAUGAGUGCGGGCUUGGCUCAGAUGGAACGGAUAGGCUUGUAAACCUGGUGCAAGAAAUGCAGCACUCUAAAUCCUAUCAAGAUGGAAGUGCAAGUUUAUUUGGUGCAAAAAUCACUGGGGGAGGCUCUGGUGGUUCAGUUUGUGUUAUUGGAAGAAAUUGCAUUCAAAGUACUGAAGAAAUUCAGAAGAUUCAGCAAAGGUAUAAAUCUGCAACUGGCUACUUGCCCUACAUUUUUGAAGGCUCAUCACCGGGUGCUGGAAAAUUUGGUUAUCUAAGAAUACGCAUGCGGCAAUCCUUGACAGACGCCUCUCCAAGGAACUAAGUCACACAUACUUGCAAUUGAAAUAUUAGCUCAGUUAAUAAUUUGGUCCCAAGAGUAGCACAAACAAUUAUAUAUGAAACUCGCUGACCGCCAUCACAAUUGAAAUCAUUGCCCUUGUAAAAAUUUAUGUUGGAUAAGUGUGACGAUCUUUGAAAAUCUUUGAGUUUGUGUUUACAGUUGCUACUCAAUUGUUAUUGUUUAGCUCCAUCUCAAAUAAAUGUUGCAUCCUUGAUUCAUGUCA
Molecule: messenger RNA, 2801 nt
Organism: Zingiber officinale
Lineage: Eukaryota; Viridiplantae; Streptophyta; Magnoliopsida; Zingiberales; Zingiberaceae
Product: L-arabinokinase-like
Exons: 24
Coding region: 32-2560 (842 amino acids)
Molecular function (GO): ATP binding
Source: RefSeq, a predicted model, not a curated record